AUGCUUCAGCACCUCGAAAAAAUAAGUUUACGAGAUUUGUUGGGCGCAGCUGGGGCCGCGGCUGCUGCAGUGGUUGGCUGCAGCAUCCUCCUGAUUCUCUACGGUAUCAUCUACCGUAUCUUCUUCCAUCCUCUAGCGAAAUACCCAGGACCAUUUCUCAGCAAGUUUACAAACUUUUAUAGCGCGUAUCAUGCCUGGAAAGGCGAUAUACAUCUUGACGUGCUACGAUGUCACCAGAUAUACGGUGACCGUGUGCGCUAUGCUCCAAAUCGUGUAUUAUUCAAUACUACGCAGGGGCUUAGAGAUAUAUAUGGACAUGGAGCACACGUGAAAAAGUUUGACGGAUACAAGGUGCUGUCGUCUCAGGCCGCAAACACCUUGACGCUCUCAGACAAGGCGCAGCACGCCCGGCGAAGACGUGUCAUCAGUCAGGCGUUUUCCGAGAGCAGCCUCCGGCUCUUUGAACCGGAUAUGAUUGCCAGAAUCGACAGAUUCUGUCAAUUCGUCGGCGGCCCUGCUGGCGCAGUCACUCAUUUGACUUUUGACCUGAUGACAGCUCUGUCUUUUGGCUCCGACUACCAUACCAUCGAGGAGUCCGAGUUUCGUUAUGUGGUGCCAGCCAUUGAAGAAUCAAAUAUUCGGUUAAGCGUCCUCUGGCAGGCGCCAGAACUGACCUUUGGUCAUCUGGAUCGCAGGCUUUUGCCACGGUCGGCCAAAGCAGCUCAACAAUUCGUUGUGUUUCUUCGCAGAUUGCUCAAGGACCGCCUACACAAGGACGGUGCGGACAGGAAAGAUAUUUUUUCUUUCUUACAAAAGUGUACGGACCCUGACACAGGCGAAGCACUGACUCCCAAGGAACUUAGCACGGAGACUGCGACUUUCAUUGUGGCUGGCACCGACACUUCAUCCACAGCCAUGGCAGGGCUGAGCCACUAUCUUGCAGGUUCAAGUCAUGCCUAUCGCCGUGCAGCGGAGGAGGUACGAUCAACCUUUACAUCCAUAGAUGAGAUCUCGCUGGGGCCGAAGCUCAACUCGUGCGCAUUCCUGCGCGCCUGUUUAGACGAGUCACUACGUCUAUCACCCCCCGGUGGUGGGCCGCUGUGGCGCGAGGUUGAGGCGAGCGGGGCUGUGAUCGGCGGUGACUUUAUACCCCAAGGCUGUGAAGUUGGUGCCGGCAUCUACGCGAUGCAGAACAGUCCGGGAAACUGGGAGGAUCCCGGUAGCUUCAAGCCGGAGCGAUGGCUUGAAAAGACGGAUGGCAGGCAGCCAUAUUUUCCUUUCAACAUUGGGCCGCGGAGCUGCGUGGGAAAGCCUCUUGCCAUUGCUCAAAUCAUGCUGACCAUGGCCCGUUUGCUCUGGGGGUUUGAUUUUCGGAGAGCAGACCUUGACAAGGAACCUGGCGAGUCGAGUGAUAUGAACACGGAGCGAUAUGUUCUCAAAGAUCAUGUUACAGGGCAGAAGGAAGGCCCAUUUUUGUGUUUUCGCCCUCGGACUUGA
Messenger RNA from Pestalotiopsis fici W106-1, 1497 nucleotides. RefSeq lists its product as uncharacterized. The transcript has 6 exons. The record is from RefSeq and is a predicted model, not a curated record. Lineage: Eukaryota; Fungi; Ascomycota; Sordariomycetes; Amphisphaeriales; Sporocadaceae. Gene Ontology annotation, molecular function: monooxygenase activity; heme binding; iron ion binding. The coding region runs from base 1 to 1497 and encodes 498 amino acids.